ACAAAUGAACAUGUAUGAGGUUAGGUUUUGAUGUAUCGAUCGAUUGCUUGUACCGACUACUUGUAUCGUUUACGUUUCUAGUGAGAUUUGGAAUAUUUUGGACAUUUCCGAUCGUGAUCACGGACGGGUUUCGUGAAUUUAUAAACGGAUUCAAAAACAGGUGUCGCAUUAUUUAGAAAAGACAGAAAAUGGAUUAUUUCGUUGGAGAAAUAUUUGAAAUUCCUUAUUUUAAAACAGUAUGGACUACUAUCGCAUCUGUUGGAUGGUAUAUAAUUGGAAUUGCAAUCUGCGUUUGGUGGGCAUCUCCGUACAUUUUGGAAAAAUAUGCGAAUUGGAAGUUGAGAAAGAAUGAACAGGAAUAUGCAGCAAAAUAUCAUAAGAAUCCAGAUCUGUUGCGAGAAAGACUCUCAGGUCUAGAAGCUUCACGACAAAAAAUGCAAGAAGAAUAUCAUCAGAAAUGUAUGUUAGCAGAACAGGAAAGGACAGAGCAGAAAGGAAAUGCAAAAGGAAUAGCAAAAUUAAUGUUAGACAAUAAUGUCAUAGGCGAUAGACUAGGAAAGAAGAACAACGAUUCACCACCUUUUACAGAGAAGAAACACAAAUCUAUAAGGGAGGAAUACAACCCACUAAUGGGCGACGGUUCUAGAGGAUAUCGACCCCCUAAGCGCACUUGUUGCGGAAAGGGUAGUUGCGGGUAAUUACAUGUAAGCGUAAAAACUAAUAUAAUUUCAUCUUGUAUUCAUGAUUCUCAAUAAGAAUACUUGAAAAAGGAAAAUCGUUUGUUUACGAACGAAAUUUUGUAAAUAAUUAUCGGUCGUUGUCUCCUGUUAUAAUAAAACUAUAAAUUUCUAAAUA
Molecule: messenger RNA, 855 nt
Organism: Bombus pascuorum
Lineage: Eukaryota; Metazoa; Arthropoda; Insecta; Hymenoptera; Apidae
Exons: 6
Coding region: 189-698 (169 amino acids)
Source: RefSeq, a predicted model, not a curated record